UGACAGUGACUGGCCAUGUGAACACAACCACAGGACUCCCGGUGAACGGGAAGCUGAGCUCACCAGGAUCAACAGAAAAUCACCACUGUUGCUGUCUCCUCCACAUUCUGACUGGAAUUAUCCUUUUGAGACUUUCAGAUGUUUACUGUCUUUGGAUUUCUAUGAAGAGACAUAUUUGACAAAGAAUACUUCUUAGGUUCAUUUGGAUUCAUCUCUGGAGUCCUCACAAGUCUGCGGCGCCAGGACAAGCAGACGCACCAGCGGUUUCUCCCUCGCAGCUUUACCGGAGGACAGCAGGAGUCAUCGCAUUGAUUGACUCACGCUUUCUUCCUCUGCUGGUAAAAAAAAACAAAGCCGGUGUGACCAUGCUACAAAAUGAAAACGAAAAGGACAAACCGCUGCAGGCGCCGAAGGCUGAACCUGAACCCGACUCCCCGGCCGACGACCCGCAAAAGCGGCAGCCCGCUCCUCCAGCCGCCGAGGGAGAGGACGCAGACUGCGGCUCCGCUCACUUCCCCUUGCCCGUUCAUCCUAAACUUGAGAUAAAGCGCAACGCGGUGACAGACGAUUAUAAGAUCUCCACUCAGGUCCUGGGCUUAGGGAUCAACGGAAAAGUCCUUCAAUGCUUCAACAAGAAGACAGGAGAGAAGUGCGCACUGAAGAUUCUCUACGACAGUCCCAAAGCCAGACGAGAGGUGGAGCUUCACUGGAGAGUAUCAGGAGGACCUUACAUUGUUCGAAUCCUCAGCCUUUAUGAGAACAUGCAUCAUGGGAAGAAGUGCCUGCUCAUCAUCAUGGAGUGCAUGGAGGGUGGAGAGCUGUUUAACCGCAUCCAGGCCAGAGGAGACCAGGCCUUCACUGAGAAAGAGGCUUCUGAGAUCAUGAGGGACAUCGGCACGGCCAUCGACUUUCUCCACAAUAUUAACAUUGCACACAGAGACAUCAAGCCGGAGAACCUGCUGUACACAAAUAGAGAAAGAAACGGGAUCCUCAAGUUAACAGACUUCGGCUUUGCUAAGGAGACGUCGCUACACAACCCUCUACAGACCCCCUGUUAUACCCCGUACUAUGUGGCUCCUGAGGUUUUGGGUCCAGAGAAAUAUGACAUGUCUUGUGACAUGUGGUCGUUGGGCGUGAUCAUGUACAUCCUGUUGUGUGGCUUUCCUCCAUUUUACUCCAACACAGGCCAGGCCAUCUCUCCAGGGAUGAAGAGGAGGAUCAGGAUGGGCCAGUAUGAAUUCCCCAACCCAGAGUGGGCUGAGGUGUCACAGGAAGCAAAAGAUCUGAUCCAUCAGCUGCUGAAGACAGACCCAAACGAGAGAAUGUCCAUCACUCAGUUUAUGAACAACCCCUGGAUUAAUCAGCAGUCUAUGGUGGUUCCCUCUACUCCUCUCCACACCACCCGGGUUCUGACUGAAGACAGAGAGCUGUGGGAGGAUGUGAAGGAAGAGAUGACCAGCGCUUUAGCAACCAUGCGUGUGGACUACGACCAGGUGAAAAUCAAGGACCUAGACACUUCUAGCAACCCACUGCUCAACAAGAGACGCAAGAAGGCUGCUGCUGGGGGCAAGAGUGGCUCCACGGUGUGCCAAAGUCAGUGAAACACAGAGGACUGUUGAUGGGAAUCUAGGCCCAACUGCCAAAGAUGUAAAAAUAAAAAAUAAAAAAAGAAGCAGCUCAGAAGAUGGAGUCAAGUUUGUGCUCUCAGGAGAGGAUUGGAAGAGACCUGCUAGGGACUCUUGACAGACUGAAUGUUGGAGAAAUGUUGUUUGAAAUAAGGGGACAACAGUCAGAGCUGGACAUUUAUCAGACAUAUCAACACAGGAUAGCAUCUGUUUCCCCUGUCAGUGUAGAAAUCAACACCUCUGAUAAGUGUGGGCCUUUCUCUUUGAUUUUUUUAUGUAUGUACGUGAAUUUGAAGUAUUGCCUGUUUGUAUGCAGACAUGAUGUAUCUGUAGUGAUUUGAAUGCUGUGUGCUAUUUUAGGACACCUACGUACUGUAGCUAUGCACUAGUGUCCACAUCACACACACACACACACACGGACAAAGCGACGGUGGUCAGACUGUGAAACUAGAACACUCACUUUUACCUGCCUUGUCUUAAUGUCUUCUGUCUUUUGCUAAGUCUGACGUUCACUGUCUUUUCAAAACAAUGUAGCCAACAUGAUGACCUGCAGUUUAAACCCAAGGGAGUGGUUUACAUUGAAGCAUCAAUAAAAUGGCCUCAAACAUA
Molecule: messenger RNA, 2234 nt
Organism: Labrus mixtus (cuckoo wrasse)
Lineage: Eukaryota; Metazoa; Chordata; Actinopteri; Labriformes; Labridae
Gene: mapkapk3
Product: MAPK activated protein kinase 3
Exons: 11
Coding region: 366-1601 (411 amino acids)
Biological process (GO): response to cytokine; intracellular signal transduction; peptidyl-serine phosphorylation
Cellular component (GO): cytoplasm; nucleus
Molecular function (GO): mitogen-activated protein kinase binding; calcium/calmodulin-dependent protein kinase activity; calmodulin binding
Source: RefSeq, a predicted model, not a curated record